This is a messenger RNA of Amphimedon queenslandica, 5690 nucleotides long. RefSeq lists its product as uncharacterized. Gene Ontology annotation, molecular function: protein binding. Bases 1 to 5595 code for a protein of 1864 amino acids. The record is from RefSeq and is a predicted model, not a curated record. The transcript has 34 exons. Lineage: Eukaryota; Metazoa; Porifera; Demospongiae; Haplosclerida; Niphatidae. Gene Ontology annotation, biological process: signal transduction.
AUGACUCCAUUGAAUUACAUUGCAGAAGCUCAGUCUUGGGAUUUUCUUGAUUCUCUGAAUGCUGGCAAGGAAAGUAGCCUAAUUAAUCUCUCUGAUGUACUGCAAUACUCAAAAUAUGAGAGUACUGCCAUACUGCAUGCUGUACAUAAAAAUGAGGAGCAGGCUGUGAAACGUCUUAUUUCAACUGGAGCUGAUGUUGACAGUAAAGAUAAGUAUACUGGAAGAACACCACUACACAUUGCUGCUGCAGACAAUAAUUUUAAAAUGGCCAACUUAUUACUCAGUUUUAAAGCCAACCCCAAUAGUAAAGACAAAUCAGGAGCUCACCCGUUAAAUAUGAGUUAUAUGGCUCGUGGUACAGAAGUAUAUAAUUUAAUUGAAUUAGCAGGUGGAGUAUUUAAUUUUGGUCAUCUGCUUUUAGAUACUUCAGAUUUAAAUGAUAUUACUCGAAUGAAGACAUGUUUAGAUAAUGGUGCUAAAAUUGAUUAUUAUGACAAGGAUAAAAGAACUGCUUUACAUUAUGCUGUGCUGAAUAACCAUUUUGAUUCCGUUCUCUUUUUGAUUGACAAUGGCUGUAACAUAGACUGUCAAGACAGGGGUUUAUUUACAGCAGUUCAUUUUGCAGAAAUUAAUGGGUAUCAUAAAAUUCUUGAGACUCUGAUUAGUAAUGAUGCUGAUUUAAAUUUGAAAACUGAGCUCAAAGAAAAAACUGCACUUCACUAUGCAGUUGAGAGUUCAGAUAUUAAAUCUUUUGAGUUACUUAUCAAUAGCCAAGAAAUUAAUGUCAAUGAAAAAGACUGGAAAAGUAUGACUCCACUCCAUUUUGCUGCUCAGCUUGGAUGCGCUGAUAUGGUUCGAAGGUUACUGGAUAAAAAUGCUGAUGUCAACUGCAGAAAUAAGUUUGAUUUAACACCAUUGCACUUUGUGUGCAAUUCAAAAGAUAGCCAUAAGGAUGUUUUCAAGCUAUUGAUAGAAGCUGGAGCUGAUCCUCAUUUGCGAGAGCUAAGGUAUCCAAACCAUACUCCUUUACACAAAGCAGCUAUUCGAGGCCAUUAUGAAAUUAUUUCAAUUAUUUUAACUAAAGCAACUAAAGCAUUAAAGAUAAAUGACAGAUUUGAGAUAGUAAUCUGGAAAAUCUGGAAACUUCCAUUAUUUGAUAAGAUUAGAUUGGAGUUUUAUGAAAGAAAAACUGCUCUGCACCUUGCUGCAGAGAAUGGUCAUGCCAAAGCUGUUGAAGUUUUAUUAGAUCACAAUGCCAGCAUUGAUAUUGUUGAAAGUGAAAAUUUUCAAAGUGCUUUACAUCUAGCUGCUGAAAAUGGCCACAAAAGUGUUGUCAAUGUACUACUUGAAAAAGGAGCUAAUCUAAGAAUGAAGGAUAUUCAUAACAUGAUUCCAUUUCAUUAUGCCAUUAAGUAUCACAAGAAAGAUAGAGAACUAAUUGAGUUGCUGAAAAUUGAUAAAUUCAAUUGGAACAUAUUUGAUAAUGAGAAAUAUGGGGAAAUUCAUGAUGCAGGAAUCACAUCAAAUAAAGCAGACAUAGAAAAGACUGAUGAAUGGGGCAGAACUGUAUUUCAUUAUGCUGCUAAGAAUGGUCAUUUGAGUGCUGUUCAAUAUUUGCUGACUGUUUCGGAUCCUGAAAAAGAAGACAUUUGUGGCUAUACUCCCCUUUAUUUUGCAGUCAGUAAUGGUCAUUCAAAAAUUGUUUCGUGUCUUUUAAAAAGUUCAAGAGUCAACAAGGAUAAAUUAUAUGGAUAUUUUGAACAAACAUCAUUGUACAUUGCAGCUAAAAAUGGUUUUAUUGAUAUUGUGAAACAUUUGUUGCACAGCAAAGCAAAUUUUAAUAUUCGUGAUACAUGCAAAAGAACACCUUUACACAUUGCAGCUGAGAAAGGCUAUGAAGAAAUUGUUCAAUUGCUUUUAAAAAAAGGAGCUAGCAUUCUUGUUAAAGAUUGUGCAUCAUACAUAGUGAACAAUGGAAAUCCUAAAAAGGUGAUGCUAACAUCAUACACUCCUUGUCAUUAUGGUAUUGAAAGUGGGAAUGCUAGAAUAGUCGAAUUAUUGCUUCAAGGAUCAACUCCCCAGUUGUUUGAUAUAACUCUACUACGAGUUCAGGCUUACAAGUUACAGAAAAGCUGGUAUGCAGCAAUCUCAAAUGCUGUAUGCAAAGGGCAUGCUGAAGUUAUAGCACUUUUAAUUCAAAGAGGAGCAUUUGAUGUAAUGCCUAGAGAAUACAUUACUCUUCUUAAACAUGCAGUUCUGUAUACUCAAAAAAAAGUCAUCAAUCUACUUUUAUCUCAUAUUAACAAGAAAUGUAUUCAAAUUGAUAUGGAAGGAAGAAGCCCUAUGCAUGUUGCUGCAGAGCAUGGAUUAAUAGACAUUGCAGAGUUGCUUAGGAAACAUAAAAUAAGUGUUGAUGAUGCAGACAAAGAUGGUUUACGACCACUCCAUUAUGCCUGCCGAGCAAGCCAAGUAGAAAUGGUUGAUUAUUUGUUAAGAAAUGGUGGUAUAGAGGAUCCUAUGAAAGUCUCCAAAGAAGGACUUUCCCCUCUUGAUGUCAUAGCAGUGGAGUCAACUGCUCGCACAAAAUUACUGCAACUCUUCCGUCCUUAUGUCGACAGUUGCACUGACUAUCCUAUUGAAACUUAUGCUAAGGUAUUUAUGUGUGGCUAUUCUAUUGCUGGUAAGAGCUCUCUCAGUCAAGCUCUCAUUGAUCGCUCCAAGAAGCCCCUUGGUUAUAAGUUUAGUCCAUUGGAAGUCGUUAAGGAUGUGACACCAUUUACUGUAGGCAUUGAUUUACACACUAUCAGCAGUCCUGAGAUUGGAAAUAUUGUAUUACAUGAUUUUGCUGGCCACACAGAGUUUUACAGUAGUCAUGCUGGUAUACUUGAGAAUCUGAUGCUGCACUCACCUGGAGUAUUUGUCAUAAUAGCUGAUCUUACGAAACCACGUAGCAAAGUGCAAAGUGAAUUGUUCUAUUGGCUCAACUUUAUCGAAAAUGCAUGUGCUAAACUACUUAAACCUUCUCAAGUUAUUUUGGUGGGCAGUCGUGCAGACAAAUGUCCCAAUCAUGGGUUAGAAUUUAAAGCUGACAUGAAUGAUAUUGUAGAAGAGGCUGUUGUGAAGCAAGUUUUCAAAGGAUAUUGUGCUUUAGAAUGUCAUAAACCAGGUGGCAUUGGCAUGAAAGAUUUUGUAUCAAUUCUUGCCACAAGCUGUAAAGAAGUUGUUGAUCAAUCUGAUGGCAUCAGCUACUAUUGUCACUUCCUUUAUUCCCUUCUUAAGGAUCUCAAUGAAGUUGCCAUCACAUUUGAAAACCUUUUAAUCAAUAUUAAAGAGAAUUCUGAAGUUACUAUUCCUGAUGAUCCAGCAUUCGUUUCUAAUACUCUAUUAACCCUCAGUGAUAAAGGCCUCAUCUUGUAUCUGAAAUCUAAUGAUCCAUCUACUAGUUGGAUAGUUGUUAAUAAGGUCAAGCUCCUUCACGAAGUAGUGGGUAUUUUAUUUGCACCUGCCAGUAUUGAACGAGUUCACAGAGAUAUUGCCAGUAACAUUGGUAUUGCUGAAUUUUCUCAGUUGGAAAGACUUUUUGAAUCUCAAAAUCUUGAUCCACAUAUGUUAAAAGGUUUUUUGAUAGCACUAGAAUUCUGUCAAGUUAUUGAUUCUGAUGUUUUCGAUUCAUCUUAUGAUUACUCUGAAGAGCUUCUUUUCUUUCCAGCUUUGAUUGCCGAGAAACAACCAGCAGAAUUGAAGAAGGCUCCAUCAAGGGGUUGGUACCUAAAAUGUACUAAUCCUCAUAAAUUUUUCACUGCUCGUUUUCUUCACAUAUUAAUUCUUCGUCUAGCUUUAUUUCAUGUUAGCAGUGGCAAGAAAUCUGAAGAGUUAGAUCGAUGCUGUACCGUAUGGAAAGAUGGCAUUCAUUGGAUAAGUCACAACAUAGAGGUGUUAGUCCAAGUAUCCUUAGAUGAUCGUUGCAUUACAGUUCUCAUAUCUGACAAAGAUAGCCUAAUUGCACAAAAAAUGUUUGCUUCAGUAAUAUCUGAGAUACAUUCACUGAUGAAUAGGCUAAGUCCAUGUGCAACAAAGGAAUACAUUAUCAAUCCUUCUCAGUUAAAAGUAGUUAGCAGCUUAAAAAAAGAAGAUUUGUCUCUCUUUCUACUUCAAAAUAUAGCUCAGGCUAUGAUUCUACGGCAACAAGUGUCUGACGAAGGUGGACAAUAUGAUCGUUCAAUUGAUAUCAUUUUGGACAGUUUUGAGCCUUAUUUAUCCAUUCCACCAUUUGUAACACAGGAGCUAUUUAAUGCUGAGCUUUCCAACAAUAAAAUUCACCAAUCACGUUUGGACUGCCUACUCCUAGUCUGUCCUGAUAUAAUGAAAGGUGCUGAUUUUAAUUCUUAUAAAGAAGUAAGGGAUCACAUUCAAUCUUUUAGUAUUUUUACAGGCCACAAUGUAGUGAAUCUGGCUUUGUCUUGUGAUACUGCAACAUCCAAAGAAAAGAAGCAGUUGUCUGAUUUACUCACAAAACCACUUUCUUUUGAAUUUAAAGAGAGAAAACCAUUAAAACAGGAGAUGUUAAAGUUAUUAUCUGGCGAAAUAUCUAGUAAUGAAUUGUAUACAUUUGGUAGUUAUCUCAAUUUGCCAAGUGACUUUAUGAAUAGUUUGACACAAUCAGAUGCAUUUAGUAACCAAAAAAAUUUGGCACAAGUGGUUGAAAUGUGGUUAUCAAAGUCUAAUAUUAAUUGCACUUGGAAUAAAGUGAUUGAGGCUCUUGAUAAUUUGAAUAAUGGGAGAGCUAUAAAUAAAAUUAAAGCAUUCUUAGGAGAGAAUGCAGCAAAAGGUCUUAAUUGUACUGAAAUUGGUGAUGAAACACAAGAUGAAACUGAUGAUGAAUCACAAGAUGAAACUGAUAGAUCAAAGUCUCCUGAGACACAAAGCAAAAGUGCUACCAGUGUACCACUUGUAGCAUUGACUAGCACACCAAUGCCCAGCACCUCCAAAGCAGACUCAGUUUGUACUGAUGAACCAAGUAUGCCUUUUCCUAAUGACAUCUCUGUUAUUAAUACUGGAACUUCUGGAAGUAAUACAAGUACUCCUCAUUCAUCUCCACAAAAAGGAACUACAACCUCUGUUGACAUUGAUUCAUCAUGCAAAGAUAACACUUCCAGCAGAAGAGCAGCUUCUUAUUCUCAAUUUCAUUCCGUUGCUAACAAUACUUUUGUAGCACAUGAUUCCAGCUCACUGCAACAACAGCACAUCUAUACCAUGAUAGUUGUGUCUAUACAUGUAAUCACUUUUCUUAAUGGUCUGUUUGCGAAUCCGUGGCAUCAUUCAUCUAUGUCUUCUAAUACUAGCAGAGUAUCAAAUGGUGUUUUAAUGAAGUGCUCAUCACACUUGGGUCAGUUGCCAAAACUUGCUGGAUAUUUAGGAAUACCUGACAGUUGUUUACAACAGAUUCAGAACGACUUCACAGACCCAGACAUACAAGGAUACCGUCUGUUGAAAAAGUGGAAAGAGCUCUAUCCUAAUUCAUCGCUUGCUGACCUUAUUGAAGUAUUUCAAUAUUUAGGCCUUAAUGAAGCUGUUAAAGUACUUGAAGAAAAUUAACUAAUCAAUUCUAUUUGCCAUGUCAUUAUUUUUUGUAGUCUGUGACACAUGAAGCUACUUGUUAUUUUUAUAUUAAAAAAAUUAUUUUGAAUUGA